Molecule: messenger RNA, 1095 nt
Organism: Cyprinodon tularosa
Lineage: Eukaryota; Metazoa; Chordata; Actinopteri; Cyprinodontiformes; Cyprinodontidae
Product: C-type lectin domain family 4 member G-like
Exons: 5
Coding region: 57-626 (189 amino acids)
Source: RefSeq, a predicted model, not a curated record
AUGUAGAAGGAAGUCCUAAGAAGAACAUAAGAGCUACCCCAGUUUACACUUAUCUUAUGAAAGAACUUCAUCAAGUGGAAAAGAAAAACAAUGAGUUGGAGGAAGAGAAGGAAACCCUGAACGAACAAAUAGAAAAGCUGAAGGAAAUUAACAAUGAGCUUAAUGUCAGCAGAGCUCAGUGGAGCAUUGAUGUAUACUGUCCCAAAGAAACAAAUGGCAGAAAGUGUGACCCUUGUCAGAAAGGAUGGCUUAAAUUCCAAACCAACUGCUAUGCAUAUAAUGAUGCAGUGGAAAAGGAUCGAAAAAACUGGACUGAAGCACGAGAAAACUGUAGAGGAAUGGUUUCAGAUCUGACUGUUGUAGAAAAUGAUGUGGAAAAGGGUGAGAUAAACAACAACUUUAGUCCUGCUAUAAAGGGCAUUAAGGGAUACUGGAUUGGCCUGAGAGCUGUUCAAGGAAAAUGGAAAUGGAUCAACGGGGCUGAACUGAUCAAUACGGGCUGGAUAAAACACAAUGCAACUGAUGGUCAGUGUGUGACUGUUCUCCAAGGCAGAGGAUGGAGAUCAGUUAGCUGUGAUGAGAAGAACGCCUGGAUCUGUGAGAAGAAGGCUUUAACUGUUAAUUAGGUCACAUUUAAAAUACUAAAAGGCAUUCAAAUGUAUAUAAACAUUAAAAUUUGAUUGCAAAUAAAAGUAAAAUAUUGAGGGAAAAAAGUUGCUCUUUUUAUGUUAGACUCAGUAAAAAUAUAUACUUAUCCACAUUUACCAAGGCUUGAUUUUUAUUUUCUGUUGCUCUCCCAAUUAAAAAUAUAUGAAGUAGUAUUUGAAAAGUCUGUAUUUGCGACUAUAGAAUAAGAAAUCAUGCUUUAAGCAGUGCGCAUCUUUAAAAUAUAUCAAAUCCUACAUCUACUGCAUAUACUGAAAAAAAAAAACUACAUUAAUGUUCCAAAAGGGAUGUUUUGUUGUGUCUCAGAUCUCCUCUCUGUACUAACGUCUUCUGAUUUCAAAUGUCUGUCCGCACUUUUUUCCUCCCUUCUAAGGUUUAUGUGCUAAAGUACCCGGUAACAAUUAUUAACAUUUAUACAAAAAGAGAUGA